AUGAUUAAUUGUAUUAUAUACUUUUACCUAGCUGUUUACAUCUACGGUGCAUCAUACUCAUCUCAAUUUUCUUCCAAAAGUUCUUCAAUAUACUCAAGUUCGACACAUUGGGCCAACUCAUCUUCCACAAGAUCUAGCACUUUUUCCCGACGAGAACGUACUACAGUCACCAAAACCACCAUCAUAUAUGUUCCAAUCACAGAAACUAAAACUGUUACUGAAACCACUACAUUAAAUAUUUGCAAUCAAAAUGGUCCAGGUGUUGCAGGUAUUGAUGCUACUGGCCAUGAAUCUAACAUUCUUGGAAAUAACGCUGAAAGCAGUAUCCAUGUGUCGGGACAAAGUGGAUCCACUACAAGGAUUUUCUCCCAAGGUGAUCAAAACGGACAAUCAGGAUUUCUAAUGGUGGUUCCCACUAUAGGAACUCCAGAAACUCAUCCAAGUACCUCUGUUACUAUUGGCGUUGAAAAUGACAAAGUGUCUUCUGUACCUACUAUCAGUAUAAUUGACAACAGUGCUCCAAACGUAUCAGGUGCAACUAGACCCUCUCCUGAAAAUGCACAAAUUAUCUCACCCAUCCAAACUAUCCAGGGAGUCUCCACUAGUGUAGCCAAUGUUGUUCUUGAGGGUAUUAUUUCCUCUACUACUACUGCUACUGCUGCUGCUGCUACUACUGCAUCCAGUCAAUAUGAAAAUAAUUGGGGGGUACCAAGUAUCAGCUAUGGUCAAAAUAAUCCAGCAAAUCCAUUUUUUAAUUUACCUGGUGAUCAAAUAACUUCAACUUCGGCACAGACUUCUUCGGACAUUACUUUAAACAUUAGUGGUGGUCAAAGUAGGUUUACUACCACUACUCUAGUUACUAAAAGUAGUCAAAAUGACACGUCUACUACAGCCAACAAUAAAAGUUCGGAAAGCUUUGUUACUUCUAAUAUUAGCAAGAGUCGCAAAACUAUUCAUAAUGAGAACUCAACCACUAGUAGACAAAUCAAAGUUUCUGCUACCGAUUCCAGUCAAGGAAAUCAUGGAAAUUCUAACUCAAUCACAAGUAACAGUUAUCGAGAUACUUCCUUUAGCACCAAUAGUCAAAAUAUUAUGAGCGUUUCAAGUAACAGUCAAAAUAGCCAAGUCACGAUUAGUACUCGUGACUGUACACUUAUUAAUCAAAGUGGGACAGUUCUCCCUACUAGUAGUGAUAUUAUGGAGCAAACAGGACAAGAUAAUGGUGGGAUGGCUAGUACAUUCGGCUUUGGUGGAAGUGAUACCUACUCAAUUAUCACUAGUGCUAAUGAUGAUGGUACUUAUGGAACAACUAGUUCUAUUCAACCUAGUUCUUCAGAUAUUAGCACAGCUGAACAAGGUGAAAAUAGUGAUAUUUUUGUUACUGCUAGUACAUCUAAUGACAGUCAAGAAACUGGGAGUCCUACUGCUACAAUAAGCAGUGAAGAAGGUGAUGGUAGACAAUCUAGUACUAUUAUUUCUACAAGUGAAGGUGGAACUAGUGGUCAGAGUGAAAAUGGAACGUCACUUUCCACUGACAAUGAUGGAGAGGACAGAACCGAUCAGCAAGCAACUACUAGCGUUUCCACUACUGCUGGAGGUGAAAGUGGAACUGGUGGCCAAGGUGAAAAUGAUAAAACUAUAACUACUAGUAUUACUGGUGAUGGAUCAGGUGGUACUGGUGAAAGAGUAUCUACUAUUGGAGAAGGUGGUGGUAUUGAAACUACAGCAGGGGGAGAAGGUGGAAAUGGAAGCGGAUUUAUCAGUACUACAGCAGGAGGUGAAGGUGGGAAUGGUGGAAACUUUGAUACUACUACAGCAGGAGGCGAAGGUGGAAAUGGUGGAAAUGGAGGUAUCGGCGGUGCAGGAGGAGAAGGUGGAAAUGGAGGUGGUUUUGUUAGCACUACAGCAGGAGGUGAAGGUGGAAAUGGUGGAAAUGGAGGUAUCGGUGGUGCAGGAGGGACUGGAGGACAAGCUACAACUACUGUUACUACUACAAUUGGGGGCGAAGGUGGAAACGGUGGAAACGGUGGAAACGGGGGUAUUGGGGGAGAAGGAGGAACUGGAGGUUCUGGUGGAAACGCUGGUGUAUUCUAGCAACGAAGAUAUAAGAUGAAAGAAAGAAAAUAUCUAUUAGCCUUGGUGAUAUUAAUCAAGAAUGAAAGAGAGAAUGAGUUUGUUUGGAAAAGUGGCCAAUCUUGCUGCAUAAAUUCAUGUUUAUUUGCAGCUACUCUGUUCAUUUUUUGCAGUUGCAACACAUGGAUUUUCUCGAAACUAACACUUCUAUUAGAUCGAAUUUCUUCUUGAUAAACAUGUAUAGCUCACAUGUUUAGAUUUAAUAUAACAAGGAU
Messenger RNA from Spathaspora passalidarum NRRL Y-27907, 2348 nucleotides. RefSeq lists its product as uncharacterized. The transcript has a single exon. The coding region runs from base 1 to 2094 and encodes 697 amino acids. The record is from RefSeq and is a predicted model, not a curated record. Lineage: Eukaryota; Fungi; Ascomycota; Pichiomycetes; Serinales; Debaryomycetaceae.